GUCACGUGACGUUACCUUGCGGUAGUCGGUUUGCCAACGGGUGACUGUUUGUUAAUUUUUGUCGUUAAAAUGUCUGAGUUAAAUUCGGUGCCUGAAGUAGAAAUAGACUCCGAUGGGGUUUUCAAAUAUAUACUGGUGAGGGUGAGCUUGGGGAAAGGUGAAUCGGAACAAUACCGAGAUAUCGUGAGGGGGACUAAGACCGCUGAGUACCACAACCAUAUUUUCGAAAGCAUAAACCCUGAACUGACAGCUUUAGGAUUUGAAUGUAAGUGCCUUGGAGGAGGAAAGAUAGAGCACAACAGCAAAGACAAGAAAAUACGUGUAUUUGGUGAAUCUACCGGAUAUGGAAAAGCAGACCACUCCAUUACUGGUGAAAAACUGAAGAAGGCAUAUAGUGGCUAUGAGGUGAUUUGGUCAGAUGACAACAAAUGAAUUGUUGGGUUCCGUCAAUGGAUGAAAAUGUAAAACUUUACUUGCAUGAUCUAUAUUAUUUGAUUGGUAAUAUUUGACAAUAAAAGCUUCUCUACCAA
Spea bombifrons (plains spadefoot toad) is the source of this 530-nucleotide messenger RNA. Its product is annotated as 14 kDa phosphohistidine phosphatase-like. The record is from RefSeq and is a predicted model, not a curated record. The transcript is spliced from 3 exons. Gene Ontology annotation, molecular function: protein histidine phosphatase activity. NCBI's taxonomy places the organism in Eukaryota, Metazoa, Chordata, Amphibia, Anura, Pelobatidae. Gene Ontology annotation, biological process: peptidyl-histidine dephosphorylation. Gene Ontology annotation, cellular component: cytosol. The coding region runs from base 70 to 432 and encodes 120 amino acids.